Molecule: messenger RNA, 747 nt
Organism: Emys orbicularis (European pond turtle)
Lineage: Eukaryota; Metazoa; Chordata; Testudines; Emydidae
Product: killer cell lectin-like receptor subfamily F member 1
Exons: 6
Coding region: 1-747 (248 amino acids)
Source: RefSeq, a predicted model, not a curated record
AUGGAGGAUGAAGAAGGUUACACGGUAUUAAACCUCCGACGCCAGGAGAAAACCACCACCCGCCUGUCACCUGGGAGGAUCCAAGAUUCUCCUUUGAGUUCCCAGCGUUGUAAACUCAUGCUAGGGAUUUUGGGAGCUGUUUGCAUCAUUCUGACAGUAGCCGUGAUCAUUCUGACUAUCCUGGUUUUCCAGGGCCGCUCCCUGCAGACGGACACUGGCGCAGUCUCAUCGGUCCCCGAGAACGGCAGUGUCGCCCAGAGACACUCCCCCGGCAGAGAAUGCAACAGGAGCCUGGAGGACUUGGUGUCUCGCCUGAAGCAGAGUCUGUGUCUCUCAGCCCAGAGCACCUCAGCAGACGGCUCCGGCUGCAAACUCUGCCCUAUGGACUGGCUGUCACGCAGGGGAAAGUGUUACUGGUUUUCCAAAGACAGCAAAAACUGGAAGGAGAGCUGUGAUGACUGCUCCGCAAAGAGCUCUCGAAAGCUAGUGAUCCAAGACCAGGAGGAGAUGGAGUUCAUACAGAACAUCACACAGGGUAAAUAUCAUGUCUGGCUCGGGCUCAGUGUUACAUCACCAGGGAAGAACUGGACCUGGGUGGACAGCUCCGUGUUAGACCAAACUCUGUUCCCAGUAACGGGUCCUGCUGACAUGAACAGCUGUGGGCUGAUAAAAGGGAAUCGGAUUCACUCUGAAACCUGCAGUGCUGAAUUCAAAUGGAUUUGCCAGAAGGAAGCCGUGCCGCUAUAA